UUUAAAUUAUAAAUAUAAGAGAUUUAAAUAAAACAAAUCUAAGCAUUAGACACACACUGACUGUGGAAUUUCAAAACUACAUACAUAUAUUUUCAAUAUUGAUAAUUUAAGCACGAUAAUGUAUGCGACGAGGAGUUAGAUGUUAACGUUUACAAUGAGGAAUUGAACGCACCAGGGUUCUAGCAACGACUAAAAACACCAACAUACUCUUUGUGAGUUUUAUCAUUAUGCUGAAAUAUCUAGUGUGACUGUUCAGAAAUGUGCCCGAAUAUUAUACGAGAUUCAUGGAUUAAUUUAUUGAAUUUUUUUUAGUAUAUGGUAUUAGCAUUAGUUAGUACUAGCAUGACAACAUGGGAGUAAAACCAGGACAACGUCUUUCUUCUGACGAGCAAAAAGAUCUGGCCCAAAGACUCACCGCCUUUCUGCACCAGUACAGGUUCUUAUCGGAGUCGUAUGUGAUUGAGUUCUUCACUGAGGAUUUGUGGCACCAGUUACCUGUCAGCUGGCAGUCUGUCCUGCAGAACCUGUCCUACCCUCAGACUGCAGACCUGCUGCUGGACGCUGACUAUCAACCCAGGAGGUAUCCGUGCGUGUGGCCGCUGUCCCUACUGGCUUUCCGGGCCUCGGCCCACGCGCUCACCUUUCCCAGACACUCCUGGCGGGGUGCGGGCGCCACGGACGCUUCAGCCAGGCCGCAAGAGUUCCGCGACAAUCCGCACCAGAGCUCCCUGCUGGCCCACAUCUUCCGCAAGCACGUCAAGCCCAAGAAGCAGCACGAGAUCCGCGAGCUGGGCGCGCUGGUGGAGCAACUCUGCGAGCAGACUGGGUGCAAGCGAGUGGUGGACGUAGGCUCCGGACAGGGCCAUUUGACUCGCUUCCUGUCGUUCGGGUGCGGUUUGUCCGUGACCGCCAUUGAGGCUGAUCCCACCUUGGUUGCCACGGCGACCAAGUUUGACGGAGAGCUACUACUGGCGCUGAAGAAGGAAGAACAGAAACGGAAGUGUUCUUAUGAGCUGCCAUCAUCACCUCGCCACGUGACAGGUUGGGUGGACCCCAAGGCAUCAUGGGAGGUUUUCGUCAAACAGCUGGAAGGUCACGUUAUUCCAGCGGGACACUGCAAAAAGCGAGCACGGGUGUCGCCAUGCUGCGCCACGCUUGACUCCAAAUCAUCCGGUCCUCCUGGGGACGAGUCUUGUGACGGGUCAGACUUUGUCCUGACCGGUCUGCACGCCUGCGGGGACCUCAGCCCCACCCUCCUCCGUCAUUUCGUCAAAUGCCCCCACAUCCGCGCCAUCACCUCUGUGGCGUGCUGCUACAUGAAACUCUCCACCCAGGAGCAGCCCGCCCCUCCGGGCGUGGUGGGACCGCCGCCGUCGACCUCAGACCGGGACCCGCCGCGCUCCGACUUUGGCUACCCUAUGAGCGAGCACGUGCGGGCAUUGCCGGGACACGAGCUGUCCUACAAGGCGCGGGAGGGGGCGUGUCACGCCGUGGAGCACUACAUCAGGAGGCUGCGGGAGGAGAGCGCCCUGCUGCGCACGCACUGCUACCGCGCCAUGUUGGAGACCUUCGUCACGGAGGCCAGGCCGCAGCUGCGCAGGGCGGGGAUCCAGACGGUGAAGAAAGCCCACUUGCUAACCUUCACUGAGUACGCCAAGUUGGGUCUGGCCCGGGUCGGCCUGCCCCCCUCCCUCCCUCUUGACCCGGGCUGCGUGGAGCGCAUGCUGGCGCAGCAAGGCAAGGUGGUCGUCUACUUCAGCCUGGCUCUGCUGCUGGCUCCUGUGGUAGAGACGCUGGUGCUGCUGGACCGCAUGAUCUACCUGCAGGAGAACGGUGUGGACAGUCAGCUGCUGCCUCUUUUUGACCCGGAUUUUUCCCCAAGAAACUUUGUGCUGGUGGGUCUGAAGACCGGAGGCUAGCAAAGAAACAAACACUUGAAGCUGCAAUAUGUACUUGAGUUCUUUUAAAAUAUAUAUAUAUAUUUUAACAGGUUUUUUUAAAACAACAAAUACUAUGGUUUAGUUUUCAGCAUUAGUGCUGAUUUUCUUUUCAAUUUGAUACCAAGUCAAAUUCAGGCUGGUAUCGACGAUACCAAUCCGAUACUUUGUGCACAUAAACCUAACAUGUCUGCUAAAAUUUUUAAAGUUGUGUAUUUUCAAAUAAUAACAUAUUUACCUAAAAAAACACAGUGCAAAUGUAAGAAAAAAUCGUAAUGUAAUGCAUACUUGCCAACCUUGA
Nerophis lumbriciformis (worm pipefish) is the source of this 2238-nucleotide messenger RNA. RefSeq names its product methyltransferase like 25B (gene mettl25b). The record is from RefSeq and is a predicted model, not a curated record. Gene Ontology annotation, molecular function: rRNA (adenine-N6,N6-)-dimethyltransferase activity. NCBI's taxonomy places the organism in Eukaryota, Metazoa, Chordata, Actinopteri, Syngnathiformes, Syngnathidae. Gene Ontology annotation, biological process: rRNA modification.